AUGGCGACAAGCGGCGAAGGUGGGCCUGACGAUGGGAGUCCUGCGCGUGGAGGGGGUCUGUGGGGCGUGCCCAAGGGGGUGUGGCGCGCUGUGUGUGUGGUGGGGGUGGUGGGAGUGGGAGCCAUAGUGGCCCGACAUGUGAAGCACAGGGCGGAGGAGCAGCAGGUGCUGCAAACUGCUAGGCUCACUGCCGUCGGAAUCAAGGACACGGUGAGAGUGAUGCGCGCAGUGGAGAAGGCGCACUCAUCGGUCAGCCAGGCAGUAGCCACGGUGGGGGGGGCAGUGGAGGAGGCAGCAGCAGGCGCCAGCACGGUGGGCGCUGAGGUGGCACAGGAGGUGGCAGGGGCGGUGCAGGGGAUGGCAGACGCCGUCCAGGAGGUGGCCGAGGCCGGGCGGCAGGCGGUGGCACGUAGUGCGACGGUGGGGAUUGCGGUGCAGAGCGGUGCGAGGGGGUUGGUGAGAGAGCAAGUGGAGGCGCUGGUGGUGGAUGCAGAUGCACGGGUGCGCGUGCAGGCAGGGGACAGCCUGUGGCGCAUCUCACAACGAUGCCAGGUGAUGGGCGAGUGA
Molecule: messenger RNA, 567 nt
Organism: Closterium sp. NIES-65
Lineage: Eukaryota; Viridiplantae; Streptophyta; Zygnematophyceae; Desmidiales; Closteriaceae
Source: the annotation of a GenBank genome assembly